Molecule: messenger RNA, 1377 nt
Organism: Penicillium cataractarum
Lineage: Eukaryota; Fungi; Ascomycota; Eurotiomycetes; Eurotiales; Aspergillaceae
Exons: 8
Coding region: 1-1377 (458 amino acids)
Biological process (GO): amino acid transmembrane transport
Cellular component (GO): vacuolar membrane
Molecular function (GO): amino acid transmembrane transporter activity
Source: RefSeq, a predicted model, not a curated record
AUGAGCGUUGUCGAAGCACCCCAUGCAAUCCCGGCGCGGGACGUCGAGGUCUAUCAUGAUCAGGACGAGACCGAGAAGGCUUUCUCGGAGAAGCCUCCACCAGUGGAUGAUCCUUUUGGAAAUGAGGAAUCUGGGGAAGUCAAGUAUCGUGUGAUGAAGUGGUGGCAAUCUGGAAUGCUGAUGGUCGCUGAAAACAUCUCCCUGGGUAUCCUUUCGCUCCCAUCUGCCGUUGCAACUCUCGGCAUUGUCCCGGCCUUCCUUAUCAUCCUCGGUCUUUCCGCCAUCUCCUGGUACACAGGUCUUGUCAUGGGCGAGUUCAAACUGCGGUAUCCCCACGUGCACAGCAUGGGUGACGCCGGUGAGUUGCUCAUGGGUCCCAUCGGCCGUGAAAUCUGCUACUGGGGCCAGUUGCUGUUCAUCAUUUUCCUGAUGGCCAGUCAUAUUCUCACUUUCACCGUGCUGUUCAACACCAUCACCAACCACGGCACCUGCACUAUUGUCUUUGGCGUGAUCGGUCUGAUUGUCAGCUGCAUUUGCGCCCUGCCCCGAACCACUGACAAGGUGUUUAUCAUGUCGACCGUUUCCGCUGUUAGUAUCUUGACUGCUACUAUCGUCACUAUGGUCUCCAUCGGUGUCCAGGCCCCCGACUACGUUCAAAACGAUAUUACUACUGAUCCUACCUUCGUGGACGCUUUCCUGGCUGUUACCAACAUCGUGUUCGCCUUCAUCGCCCACGUUUCCUUCUUCGGUAUCAUGUCGGAGAUGCAGGACCCGGCCGAGUUCCCCAAGUCCUUGGCUAUGCUCCAAAUCGUCGAUACUAUCAUGUACAUCGUCACCGCGAUGGUUAUUUACUGCUAUGCCGGCCCGGACGUUUCUUCUCCUGCCCUUUCCUCGGCCGGUCCCCUGAUGAAGAAGGUUGCCUACGGCCUGGCCAUUCCAACUGUCAUCGUCGCCGGUGUCGUAUUCGGCCACGUUGCUUGCAAGUAUAUUUACGUCCGUAUCUUCCGUGGCGAGCGCUCGCACCACAUGCACCAGCGUACUCUGCUGGCUACUGGUACCUGGGUCGCAAUCGGUCUUACUACCUGGACCAUUGCAUGGGUUAUUGCCGAGUCUAUCCCCGUGUUCAACGAUCUGUUGAGUCUCAUCAGCGCUCUCUUCGGUAGCUGGUUCAGCUACGGCCUGCCCUCCAUCUUCUGGAUGGUCAUGAACAAGGGCCAAUGGUUCGCCUCUCCCAAGAAAAUCGUCAUGUUCACCAUCAACCUCAUCAUCCUGGGAAUCGCCUGCGCUAUUUGCGGACUGGGUCUGUACGUCUCCGGCAAGUCGAUUCAUGACAGCUCUUCCAAGGCCAGCUGGACCUGCGCCAGCAACGCUAUCUAG